AUGACUCCUCCCAUCGCCAAAAGCAAGCGUGCUGCCAAGGGCUCUGGACCUGGUAAGUCCACCAAGGCCAACAAGGUCAAAAAGGAAGUUGAAUUGGUUGUGACCACUGGCGAAGCUUGUGAAGCUGGCAAUACCGAGUUUGCCCCAGAGACUCCGUCCACCACCCUUAAAAGCAACAAGCGUGGAGCCAAAGGUUCUGGAUCUGGCGCCAAAGGUGCCAAGAUCGUCAAGGAAGUCGAGCCAAUUCUGACUCCCAAGGACGCCACUAACGUCGAGAAGAACCUUCUCUGGCUUUGGGCUUACUACAAGACCUCUUCCGAUGCCUCUCCCAGCCACGUCAUGAUUUCGAAGUGUCUGGAUAUUACUUCGAGUGUGUCGAAGCAUCGCUUCAAUGCUGUCAAGCUCAGCAUCGAAGGUAUCCAGAAACGCGCUGAGGAGAAGAUUUUGGAGGAAGUUGGAAAUGAGGAGCAGGGACGCGAUGAGGUUCAGGAAAAACAUGGAAGCCAGGGAGACAAGAGAGGCAAGGGAGGCAAGGAUAUCGAGUAUGAGGCUGACGUGGAGGAUUCAGCUCACCAGAUUGAGGCUUAG
Penicillium taxi is the source of this 588-nucleotide messenger RNA. RefSeq lists its product as uncharacterized. The coding region runs from base 1 to 588 and encodes 195 amino acids. The record is from RefSeq and is a predicted model, not a curated record. NCBI's taxonomy places the organism in Eukaryota, Fungi, Ascomycota, Eurotiomycetes, Eurotiales, Aspergillaceae. The transcript is spliced from 2 exons.